Messenger RNA from Brassica oleracea var. oleracea, 991 nucleotides. Its product is annotated as protein TRANSPARENT TESTA 12-like. Gene Ontology annotation, biological process: transmembrane transport. NCBI's taxonomy places the organism in Eukaryota, Viridiplantae, Streptophyta, Magnoliopsida, Brassicales, Brassicaceae. The transcript is spliced from 5 exons. The coding region runs from base 178 to 744 and encodes 188 amino acids. Gene Ontology annotation, molecular function: antiporter activity; xenobiotic transmembrane transporter activity. The record is from RefSeq and is a predicted model, not a curated record. Gene Ontology annotation, cellular component: membrane.
CUGAAUUUUUUAAAUAAAAUAUAAAAUUCUCAGUCUCGUAGUUUUAUAUAAGAUUCUAAGUGGGUGUAUUCAAACUAGUAUUUAAAAUAUUUUGGAAGAAUUAAAUACUGUAUAAAGAGAAGCAACAAUGUUUUGUAAUAUUUUUGCUCGAUUUCUUACUAUAUUUGUUUAUCCAGCAUGACGAUUUCAGGAUGGGUGUUUAUGAUCUCUGUUGGAUUCAAUGCAGCGAUAAGUGUAAGAGUGAGCAAUGAACUUGGAGCUAGGAAUCCUAAAUCAGCAGCAUUUUCUGUAAUCAUCGUUAACAUAUAUUCGUUCAUCACAUGUGUGAUCUUAGCCAUAGUAAUUUUGGCUUGUCGUGACGUUUUGAGUUAUGCAUUCACUGAGGGUGAAAAAGUAUCAGCUGCGGUUUCUGAACUAUGUCCACUUCUUGCCUUAACACUUAUAUUGAAUGGAAUCCAACCAGUUCUUUCCGGUGUUGCGGUUGGUUGUGGUUGGCAAACGUUUGUGGCAAAAGUCAACGUUGGAUGUUACUAUAUUAUUGGAAUUCCUCUUGGGGCUCUCUUUGGGUUUUACUUCAAAUUCGAUGCCAAGGGUAUAUGGACGGGAAUGAUAUGUGGUACGCUUAUACAAACCGUUAUAUUGGCGUGGGUCACGUUUAGAACGGACUGGACAAAAGAGGUGGAAGAAGCUUCUAAAAGGUUGGACAAAUGGAGCAAUAUAAAACUAGAAGUGGUUCCCGAAUGAUGCAAGUCGAUGUAAAUUUGGUAACCGAUGUGAACCGAUUGGAUUCAUUGGUUUAAUGAAAAUCGAUGCAAAUGCUCAAGAUAAUCGGUGUACUUUUUCUUUUGGGGCAACGGGGGAAAUGUACUAUAGGACUGUAUUUUAUCUUUGAUUAAUUUAUGUGCAUGCUUGCUUUAAAGUUAAAACUAAAUAAUAAGUUGGUAAUGUAUUUUGUAUGCCAAAUUAAGAUGACCAUUGCUUUAUAUCUUUG